Molecule: messenger RNA, 4215 nt
Organism: Asparagus officinalis (garden asparagus)
Lineage: Eukaryota; Viridiplantae; Streptophyta; Magnoliopsida; Asparagales; Asparagaceae
Exons: 7
Coding region: 1-1935 (644 amino acids)
Biological process (GO): mRNA processing
Source: RefSeq, a predicted model, not a curated record
AUGGUGGGGGUUCUCGAUCGUGCCGCCAUAAUUCCCCAACCUCGCCGGCUUCCUAAAGAAGUUCGACUCGGAUCCUCGCCUACAGCGCUCCGUCGCCCAUCACACCGCCUCCUUCCCCCAAAAUGCGCCAUCGCCUCCCCCACCUCGCUCCCUCCUUCCCUCAGCCUCGCCGUCACCCUCUCCGGCCCACCGCCCCACCCUUGGGGCGCCGCCACCCACCUCCUCCUCCGCUCGCCGGCGGACCCACCGUCGACGAAACCCAUCUCCAAGCGGAAGUUCCUCGAGAACCUUCGCACUGCUCCGCCCCCUUUUCAGGAUCGAGUCGUACAAGAGCUGCUACUGUUGAUCCUCGAACCGAUAUUUGAGCCCAAGUUCUCGCCCAAGUCUCAUGCUUUUCGCCCCGGGCGAAGUGCGCAUACUGUGAUUAGGACUAUUAGGAGUAACUUUGCAGGGUAUCUUUGGUUCUUGAAGGCGGAUAUUACAGACAUUGCUGAUAAUUUGGAUUCGGAUGUUAUCAUGAGUUGUUUGGAGAGGAGAGUGACUUGUAGGAAAGUUUCGGGUUUGGUUAGAUCCGCUUUAAAAUUGCCCGUUAGGGUUGUUGAUAAGGGAGAGGAGGAGAAGGAUAGGUUGACGAAGAAGAGGUUGAAGAGGAAGGUUUUGAGGAGGAAGAGGAAGAAGAAGGUUUUGAAUGAGAAUGAGCCGAAGCCGGAUCCUUAUUGGUUGAGGACGUUCUUUAGUUUCGCGCCUAAGGAAGCGGAGUGGGUACCUGAGUAUGGGCAUUGUGGGAUUUUGAGCCCGUUACUUGCGAACGUGUGUCUUGAUGAGCUGGAUAAGUGGAUGGAGGAGAAAAUUGAGAAGUAUUUUAGGCCUUCGAAGCUUGAUGCAAUAUGGAAGGAGUCUAUGGAUGAGGGUUGUCAUAAUCCCGCUUGGCCUGAGUUUGUGCCUUCGAGUGGGAGGGAAAAGACCAGGAGAAUGGAUUAUGUGAGAUAUGGAUCUCAUAUCUUGAUUGGGCUUCGUGGGCCGAGAGAGGAUAUGGUGGAGAUUAAGAAUGAGCUUGUUGAGUUCUUGGAGAGUAAAUAUGGAUCAAAAUUGGACAAUUCAAAAGUUGAGAUUGAGCAUGUAACAAGGGGGAUUGAGUUCUUGGAUCAUGUAAUAUGUAGACGAGUGAUUCACCCGACACUUAGGUACACUUCAACCGGUGGCAAAAUUGUGAGUGAGAAAGGUGUAGGAACUUUGCUCUCAGUGACUGCAAGCUUGCAACAGUGCAUAAGACAGUUUAGGCGCCUAGAGCUCGUAAAGGGAGAUAAAGAUCCUGAGCCAUUGCCAUGUAUACCUAUGCUUUAUGCAGGACAGGCUCAUACCAAUUCACAGAUGAACAAGUUUCUUGAAACUAUGUCCGAUUGGUUCAGAUAUGCAGAUAACAGAAAGAAAGUUGUUGGCUUUUGUGCCUAUGUCAUUAGAAGCUCUCUAGCCAAGCUCUAUGCUGCAAGGUAUAGAUUAAAGUCUCGAGCAAAGGUGUAUAAGAUCGCCGCCCGUGACCUCAGUAGGCCAUUGAUAGAGAGUACGAGGAAUGAUGCUCCCGAGUAUUCUGAUCUUCUGAGAAUGGGGCUUGUUGAUGCCAUUGAUGGUGUUCAAUUUUCCCACAUGUCAUUGAUACCGUCAUGUGAUUAUACUCCAUUUCCUAGGAAUUGGAUACCUGAACAUGAGCAGGUGUUGAGGGAGUAUAUCAAACUGCAAGAUCCUAAAUUCUUUUGUGAAUUGCAUAAGUCUGUGAAAAGGAAAGAAUUAAGUUUGCCUCAGGAUGAUAUCGCGAAGAUUGUUUGGCAUUACAAGGUUUGUGGGGUUCAUAGUAGUAAACCUCGUAGGAAAAUUCAAAAUCUUGAGAAUUUUGAUGAGGUUCCCAAUGAUAACAAAAUUGGUUAUGUUGUUGUAUAGUUGAAUCGGCAUUAGUUUGUUAUACCAUAACCUUUGCAUUUAGUUCACAAUGUGAGUUGCAUUAUGAUGCGUGUGCUCAUUAGUAGAAUGGAGAAACAUGAAAGAUUAAGGUGGAGUCAAGAAACAAACAGACAAGAGGCAAGUUCCUCCAGAAAUUCAUCUCUGUAACCUAGCUCUCCAUUUAAUUUAUACAAGUCUAUAGCACUACGCUUAACUCUGCAUAAUCUUAAUCUCUAAGGGGGGUUACUAUGCUGCAAUGCAGGCCACAGACUUCAUGGCUCAUAUCCGCCUAUAAUUUCAGGUUGGUUCUACCAGAUAAAGUUCCUUGUUCUAGAGCGAUGCUGUUGAUAGUACCAUCUUUACAAAAUGCAGUAGUAAACAAACUUCAAAUUAAUUUAAUAAUUUUAAAAUAUCCAGUGUCUCCUUAUCUGCAGUGAAUGCUAACAAUUUUGGCCUCUGGUUGCUCAAAGGUAAUUUUAUAUUUGGUUCUAUUUCUUUCUAUGAACUUAUGCAUCAAUAAAGAAGCAGUAACAAAAUAUUUCCUGCCAACUAUACUAUUUUGGAUGUUAUCGGAGCUUGUAUUACCUAGUAGUUCGUUUUUUUUCUAAUUUUUUGGCUUGCAUCAGGAUGACCACAGAUAUCACUAUUAUACAUUUUCCUUGCUCCAGAAAAAUUAAAUUUACUCCUUGAUACAAUAUUCUGAAGAUUAAACUUCCAAGCAUCAUAUAAUUAAUGUUGCACAAUCAUUUCAGGGAGAGAAUCAAUUUGAAACAGUGGUAUUUGCUUCCAUGAUUUCUGCAGUAAAAGUAUUAAAGCAAACUUUGAUUGCGUCAACCCUGACCUGCAGUGGGGAUCUUUUUAACCGAUAUAUCAUUUCAGUGGAAGAGCAAACUCGAAGCUUCUUCAUGAUGGAUCAUUUUGUUUGUGCUCUGAUUUGGACCUGACUAUGUCCCGGUUAUUGGUUGCUUGCUUCGUGAUUCAUGGAUACAAUACAUGCAGAUGAUGUAGAAAAAUAAUAUAUCCUGAAACUCAAUGACAGGCUCUAACAAUUCCCAGGUGGACAAGUUUCUCGAGACUAUGGCAAAUUGGUUCAAAUAUGCAUGCAACCAAAAGAAAGUUGUUGGCCUUUGUGCUGAUGUCAUAAGGAGCUCUCGACCAAGCGUUAUGCUGCAAAAUAUAGAUUAAAGUCUCGAGCAAAGGUGUAUAAGAUAUCCCCCAUGGCUUCAGUCAGCCGUUGACAAAGAGCACGAGAAAUGAUGCUUCCGAGUAUUCUAAACCAAUGCAGAUUAGAUGAUGCUAAUAACAGUAUUCAAUUUCUUGUAUGUCAUCGAUACCAUCAGAUAAUUUUACUUCAUUUCCUAGGAAUGUAGUAUUUGACCAUGAGUGGGUUUUGAGAGAGUAUAUCAAAUUGCAAGAUCCUACCGGAAGUCUGUAAAGCUGCAAGAAUUAAGCUUACCUCAGAAUGUCAUAUUGAAGACUGUCUGGAACUACAAGGUUUGUGGGGUUCAUGGUAGGGAUCUUUGUUGAUGUUGAGAAUUUUGAUGAGGUUCCCCAGUUAUAAGAAAAUUGGUUAUGUUGUGUAGUUGAGUAAGCAUUGCUUUGUCAUACAGCAUAUAAAUUUCAUUAUGUGAAAUUGUGAAUUAUAUUAUGAUUUCUUUGCUCCUCAGUACAAUGGAGAAGCAUGAAAGAUUAAGGUGAAGAUAGCAGCAAAUGUAAUGAUUGUUGUUUGAGCAAAAGGAUGUUACUGUGGUGUAUUGCUGGACAAAAACAUCAGAGCUCAUUUACACAUGUAAUGUCAGGGAGACGAUUCACUUAAACCAAUUAUCUUUGCUCCCAUGAUUCCCACUAUAAGAGCAUUGAGGCAAACUUCAAUGCGUGGAAAAUGAAUUGUCGUUAGGAUUUUCUCAAUUCAGUUUAUCAUUUCAGGAAAAUUUAACAGCAAGGAGGAGCUAAUUGCAGUCUCUAAGACCCAAGGUCCAACAUCCGUCAUUCCUCUUAUUUGAUCAGUGCUAACAUGACACUACAAUACACAAAUGGGCGGUCUCUUCAAUAGAUGCUCAUGUCGGCAUAGUAUGCACUCUUGGCACAACUAUUGUGACAAAGUAAUUUUCAUCCGGUGGAGUCACUGAAUCAAAAAAUUUCUUGCCUAUAAAGUGGGUAUUUGUUUGAAGAAUCAAUAAAUUGUUAAAGCUAUAAGAUCUCAGAUGGGAAAUCCACGAGUUUUGCGUUGUAUUUUGGCUUUUGGUUUUGAUAAUUGAUUGAAAAUGGCCCCGUACCUGA